UUCCUUCCUUCCUUCCUUCCUCCUCCUCCUCCUCCUCCUCCUCCUCCCGCAUCCAGCCACAACAACAACAACAGCCGGAGGGGGGCCGGGACACGAACUGAACACACCACUUAUCGACCGAGACACGAUUGAUGUCUUACAGCUGAAAGCCACAGUGGGAGGGGGCAGCGGGCGACAGGAGAUAUGGCGGCGUCGCUUCUCUCCGAGACCGACAUCAGGCACCGGUCCAUGGCGGAGGAGGAUCCGAACGGGAAUGAGCACGGGGCGGCUGCACGCAGCGCGGCGCCUCGCUGGGGACCGCAGCACGCCGGAGCCAGGCAGCUGGCAGGGCUGUACUCUCCAGGUAAACGGCUCCAGGAGUGGGUGUGCGUCAUUCUGUGCCUCUUCCUUUUCAUCGUCAACUUCUCCUUCCUCCUCCUGCACUUCUCCACCGUUCACAUGUUCAGGAUCGUCCUCGGCAUCGUCCUAGGAAUAGUGACGGCAGAUUUUGCGUCGGGGAUGGUACACUGGGGGGCGGACACCUGGGGAUCUGUGGACAUUCCCGUUAUUGGCAAGGCAUUUAUCCGGCCGUUCCGGGAGCACCACAUCGAUCCAACCGCCAUCACUCGCCACGACUUCAUUGAAACCAACGGGGACAACUGUAUGAUCCCCAUCCUACCGCUGGCUCACAUGGCCUACAAGUUCCUCACCUACACACCAGAGGCCUUGGCGUCAUCCUACCCCUGGGACUGCUACGUCUUUGCCCUGGCGGUUUUCGUGACGCUGACCAAUCAGAUCCACAAGUGGAGCCACUCCUACUUCGGCCUCCCGCGCUGGGUCACGCUGCUCCAGGACUGGCAUCUGGUGUUGCCACGGAAACACCACCGCAUCCAUCAUGUCUCGCCGCACGAGACAUAUUACUGCAUCACUACAGGGUGGUGCAACUAUCCACUGGACCAGUUGGGCUUUUGGAGACGGAUGGAGCAACUGAUCGAACACACGACGGGACAGAAACCACGAUCGGAUGACCUCGCAUGGGCAAAGAAGACUGACCUAUGAUCAAACACAAUAACACAAAUACACAGAAGAAGAGGGGUUGAACAGAGGGCCCAGGAUGGGGAGAAAAAAAAACACAUACACGCAUACAAAUUUUAUUCAUGUCUUUGCUUUCUUUUUUGCCUUUUUUUUUUUGCUAAUCAGCAAACAUUCAAAGAAACAGUGUUUGCAAAAACAUCUCACGAUGUUCUGAGUGAUCUCUAUUUGCACUGGAGUCUGUAUUUUAUUGAGCUUUGAGGGUAGACGCGAACGCUAAACCAGCUUGUGUGUUUGUAGGCCUGUUUAACCGGUGAGGUGUGGCGGUGUUGUGGUGUGUAGGUGUAGGAGGUUUUUCUGGAGGUUGGGCUCUCCAGGACUGACGCCACGCUGCCUGUUGUAGAUUGUUACACCACACACACGUAAAGAAAAAAAAAAAAAUCCAACCUCUUUUUUUAAUUUCUGAAAUGUUUUUUCUUUACUUGGAAGCUCUUGGAAUCACAACUCUUCUACAAAUUCUCUUGGGUGCAUUUACACACAAGAGAAUCUGAUGCUUAAGAAAAAAAACACACAGACGCAAGAAUAGCAAGAUAAGACUGUGGAGUGCAUGCUCUUACAAGCGAUACAUACACUGUCAUAACGCUGGUGUCAAGAGUCGAGUCUCACAUAUGUGCUUGCUGACUUUUAACCCUUUUUUAAUGUGCACAAAUACCUGUAUUCAUCAGUUAUCCAGCUACGGUUUCCAACCAAUAUGUGGUUUAACAAACUUUUCUUGAGCAAACAUUGACUGAAAGUUUGGAGGAGUCCAGUUUUCUGUUAGCCUGGUGCAGCUGGACUCAACCUUCAUCAGAAUAAGAGUCUGGUAACUCGCCAUGCAUAUUUCAUUAUUGGGCGUUUUUCAACCAGUAUAGAGAAAAAAACAAACCACAUCUGAAUGCAGUUUGUUCUUCAGCCAAUCAGAGAAGAGCAUUGUGUUGUGAAACAAAUUCAACUCACAAUGUGUGACUAUACUACUGUUACUCUCCUGUCAGAUAUUCCAGUCUGGGUUUUCUUUGUGGCUUUAGAAGUUCACUUCUCCAUGAUCAUGGUAAAGAUACUUUGUUUCAAAAUCAUGAUUCAGACUUUUCAUGGACGGGUAAUUGGAGGCCAUCUCUAACUUGAAUCCAUAUGUUUUUAGUAAUUAGCUGUUGUUGUUUUUUUAAAAAAGAAAACAAAAAACAUAAUCGUUGCACUUUCAUGCAUAUUAAGAGUGCAGCCACACUCAUUAGUCGUGUAUUUAUGGAAUCUUUAAUGUAAGGAAUGGUGCUGACAGAUGUCCAUCUUGCUUUACAAAUAUUAACAGGCCAAAGCUAAACUUUCUCUGGGUGGAGGUGCUUUGUAACUGAAGGUUAAGCAAGUUGAAGUAGGUAUAACGUAGGUGACAAAUACGUUGGAAUACCUUGACAUUUAUGGGGGGGGGAUGGGGGGGGAUUUUCCUUCUUGCAAAGAGUUCUAUGAGAGGCCUGAUACCGUUCUGGAAGAAUUUAAAUGAUAAGCAUCUCUCUAGAUGGAACAAAACCCAGCUCUAACCAUCAAUAUUUAACACCUUGAAUAAGCUGAAGAUCUUGUUACCUAUGGACAGAGUGUGAUUACCCCCGAUGAACGAUUCUCAGGAGGCUCAGAAUUCUUUAGCAGAAGACACACAAGUUUAAUCUUGUUUAAUCUUUUAUGCAUACAUCAGCAGUUUUACAGUAACUUCCUAUACGUUGCACACAGCCUGUUGCACAACAUACGGAAUGAGAAAGGCUUUAUUUAUUAGUGCUGAUUGUUCUGUGCUCUUUAACUUGGCAGUAGCAUUGAGAUACACUUGGUAGGCUGCGUUUUGACCCAGUGUAACCGAUAUUUGGAUAAUAGAUAUCCACAUGGAGCCAAGCUGUGCUUGUUUUAAGCUAAGCUGUCUGCUAAUUUUAGCUUCAUAUUCAGCAUUUAGCACAUAUACAUUUUUAGAUUUCAUCAUCUUUUGGCCAGAAAGCAAAUCACCAUAUUUACCAACAAGUGGGACUUUUUUUUUUAAUGUACGGUAUCAUUUUUAGAUUUUUUUUUUUUUUUUUAAAAAAACCUUGGGAUUUACUUUAUGCCAUUUUAAGUGGUUCAAACACGGCUGAACCCUGUUGGCUCUGUUGGUCAGUGAUUCUACUUUGCACCAACCACAAUUUUCUUCGAUAGCAGUACUCUGACACCAUAAACAGUCUUACAUAUGUACAUGCCUCCACAGCUCUAGACAGCUGACAGUAGCAUAGCUUAGCUAGUUGUUGCGUCCCUUCGGUGCUGCUUCUCCACAAAUUCUCUAGCACCAGGAUUUUGACUCUCCGUUUGUAUUCAGUUUAGAAACAGAAAGAUCUGUUAAGAAAGUUAAUUCUGUCAUUUUAAUUCUGAGUAGAUUUCAAUUGAAUCAGCCAUUAAAUAAAUCCUGAAAUCAGACUUUUAGAAACAGACAUUCUAAUCCUGAUGAACACUUUAUUUUCUUUUUGUGUCCAAACACAAACUCUAAUUGAAAUGAUAAAGAGGAAAUCUGUCCCACUGUAAGUCUUAAACACAUGCAUGGCACCAUUUGAACGUAGGUCUGUGUCAGCUGAUGUGAAAUGGCAGGAAAAUAGUCAAACUGUGACACAUGCACUUAAGCUCACUGUUACUAACUCUCUUCCAGGGAGUCUAGCUGCUUUAUUCAUAGUUUUAUUUGUAGGCUGGAAAUUCCUUCAGUCGCAGAAGGUCAAUAAUAACAGCACUUUAUCGUUACGCCAAGUAAAUGUCUGAAAAUGUGUCCUGCAAGCACCCGUCCACUCCGCUUGACAUAAUAACGAUGAAAUCACGUCUCACCUGCAUGUACACACACAUUAUGAAUCUCAAAUGCAGUCAUACACACAAGCACACACACACACACACACACGCUCUUUGUCAUGUGUUUUGCUGUUUUCUCUAGCUUUAUAAUUUUCUAUUUUUUUAUUCAAUAGAUCGAGCCUUGUAUUAUUCAAUUCCAUUUUGCAGCUCUAUGCUCGCUGCUCGUCUGCCUUAAUGUUUUUAUCUGCUCUUUGAUUUAAAUAAAGGUUUAUCUACUCCAGA
This is a messenger RNA of Mugil cephalus (flathead mullet), 4110 nucleotides long. RefSeq lists its product as uncharacterized. The transcript has 6 exons. The coding region runs from base 184 to 1038 and encodes 284 amino acids. The record is from RefSeq and is a predicted model, not a curated record. NCBI's taxonomy places the organism in Eukaryota, Metazoa, Chordata, Actinopteri, Mugiliformes, Mugilidae.